AUGAGUGAUUUUACGGAAGUACCACAUCAAAAAUACUGGAUUCAGCGUUAUAACUUGUUCACGAGUUGGAGAGAGGGGAUACGCUUGGAUUAUGAGUCAUGGUAUUCAGUCACGCCAAAUGCCAUUGCUGUUCUUCAGGCAAGGAGAUGCAUUCUUCAGAAUCUCCAAACUCAGGAAAUACCGUUACUAGUCGUUGACGCCUUUUCAGGCUCAGGCAGUAAUAGUGCUGAAUUUGCUUCUGCUGGAGCUCACGUCAUUUCCUGUGAAAUUAACAUUUCUCGUGUAAAGAUGGUGAAAUUCAACACAGAUAAGUACUUCCUAGGGAAUAAGGUGGAUUUUGUAUGUGCUGAUUUCCUGGCACUGUGUCCUGUUUUAAAACCAGAUUUGAUUUUUCUAUCGCCACCAUGGGGCGGCCCCAACUACUACACUGAAAACGAAAGUUUUAAGCUCGAAAAUAUGUAUGUAGGAAAGUUGAAUGGGUUUGAAAUAUUGGAAAAAGCACUGGAAAUCACACCAAAUGUCAUAUAUUUUCUCCCUAAAAAUACGGACCUCGGACUAAUUCAGAACCGAAUACGAAUACCUUGGGAGGUAAUGACAUAA
Messenger RNA from Bathycoccus prasinos, 600 nucleotides. RefSeq lists its product with no specific name. Lineage: Eukaryota; Viridiplantae; Chlorophyta; Mamiellophyceae; Mamiellales; Bathycoccaceae. Bases 1 to 600 code for a protein of 199 amino acids. The record is from RefSeq and is a predicted model, not a curated record. Gene Ontology annotation, biological process: 7-methylguanosine RNA capping; 7-methylguanosine cap hypermethylation. Gene Ontology annotation, cellular component: nucleus. The transcript is spliced from 2 exons. Gene Ontology annotation, molecular function: RNA cap trimethylguanosine synthase activity.